AUGCGACUUUUUAACCCCAUCGACUCCUUCGACGAGCCCUUCGCCAUCAACCGUCGCCAGUCCAGCGAUUGUGGUGGCGGAGGCGUGGGAGCUGGAGAGUGCCGAGCUGGCUCAAGUUGCAAAGGAUUGCUCUACGCCAACCAAUGCCGCGAUACACCCGGCGAUGAGUGCUGCCUCAACCGCAGUUGCGACACAAAACGCGGGAGUGGAUGGUGCAGGAACACCGAUAACCAGACAUGCGCCGGCGAGUGGUUUGUUGGGACUUCGGGCGACUACCCCUGCCCAGGCCCAAGCUACGUCGUCUGCUGCAUAGAGUGGGAUAAACUCGUUAACUCAACAUCACCCACGAAUUCACCUACGAGUAGUUCGACGCAGACAUCCACAUCAACAUCAGAAGUACCGACUGACACGGCCUCGUCCACGCCUGUCGGUGGUAGUGGCGGCGGUGGCGGACUCUCAGCAUCCCAGAAGGGUGGGAUAGCAGGCGGGAUCGUGGGAGCCGUCGCGGUGACGAGUAUAAUCUUCCUGGUGUUUUUCUUCUUACGGAGACGGAAGACGAAGAGGGCGGCGGCGGCGGCGGCGGCGGCGCAGGAAGCGGAGGCUGCCAAGCGAGAGGGUGGUGAGGGACAAGGAGGGGAGGAGGUUGAGAGGACUGCAACGACGACGACUGGUCCUGAGAGUCCUGGCGGAGAGGCGGCGAUGCUGGCGUCGAGGGAGAAGCUUGAACUAGAUGCCUCGGGGCGCGCACUGCAUGAGAUGGAGACGCCGACGACAGCGACGACGGCGAACUUGGAUGAGAAGGCUAAAAUACUGGCGGCUGAGAUGCAGCAGGUUAAAGCGACUAGGUUGGCGGAGUUGCCUGGGUCGUUGGCGGUUGCGGAGAUGCCUGUCCCUGAGGAGAAUGAGCCAGACAAACGUGACGGGGACCCAGGGGUGAGACGGGACUAA
Aspergillus puulaauensis is the source of this 948-nucleotide messenger RNA. RefSeq lists its product as uncharacterized. Bases 1 to 948 code for a protein of 315 amino acids. NCBI's taxonomy places the organism in Eukaryota, Fungi, Ascomycota, Eurotiomycetes, Eurotiales, Aspergillaceae. The transcript has 4 exons. The record is from RefSeq and is a predicted model, not a curated record.